Megalobrama amblycephala (Wuchang bream) is the source of this 3089-nucleotide messenger RNA. RefSeq names its product potassium channel, subfamily K, member 10b (gene kcnk10b). The record is from RefSeq and is a predicted model, not a curated record. Gene Ontology annotation, molecular function: potassium ion leak channel activity. The transcript is spliced from 7 exons. Gene Ontology annotation, cellular component: membrane. Gene Ontology annotation, biological process: stabilization of membrane potential; potassium ion transmembrane transport. The coding region runs from base 883 to 2598 and encodes 571 amino acids. NCBI's taxonomy places the organism in Eukaryota, Metazoa, Chordata, Actinopteri, Cypriniformes, Xenocyprididae.
AAAAAAAAAACUUCAGAUAUAGUUUUUCAUGCCCUAAGAGCACGAAAACACACAGGGGGAAAAGUCCUGACUGAGGUUGUCAUAAUUCAUGCAUGAAAGGGUACUGUCAUAUUUAAAUAAUGAAUAAAUAUACAGUAUCAUUAAUAGGGUAAAUUAAUAAAUGGUUUUUACAUUAUUAUGAGGGUGUUUAUGGAGCGAACAACUUUAUAAAGCUCACACUUGAAAUAAAUAAUUCAUAAUGCACUCUUAUCGUUGAUUUGCUGCUCGUGAGUCCAGCCCUCCGUAGCUCCAGAUGCACCUGCUCUCCAUGUGCACCGGCACUUCAGCCGCUUCUGAGCCGCAUACACACACCGGGCGAACGCGAUGAUCAGUGAGUACAACUUCUAUCUGUCAAUCUCAAUAUCACAUCUCCAUGAUGAUAACGAACAUUAAUGACUGAACAGCUUUUUCGUGACUUAAAAGCCUGUGGGAAUCACGACACAAAGGAUGAGGUGCUGCUGAAACAAAGGAAAGUGAUUUACGCGCGAUGCCGAGGCGCUCCCAGAUUCACGAUAUGAUUCCCAGCAAAUGUUUCGCGCUUAGUUUGCUUUCCUUGAAGUGAUGUGAGCGGGAAGCUGAUGGUGAUGAAGCAGAUGAGAGUGCGAUGGUUGGUUGGGUGAUCUCACAUUGAUGGGCAGUGGAGAGAGAGUAAGGCGUGCUCGCGCAUCAUCAUCAUCAUUACCUACGCGCUCUUGGCUUUGAACCAUUUGCUUAUCCUAAAGAAACAAACACUCACAGAGAAGCGAGAAUGUAGACUGUUGUAGUCUCUGAUUUGUGUGUAUAUAGUUAGGAUAGCUUUAUUUUACAUUGAUACGGAAAGCCCUUCUGGGAAGACGUGACAUCAUGAAAUUCCCGUUAGAGAAUCCAAGGAAACAGGUGAACUGGGAUCCUGAGCAAGUGGCUGUUCAGACAAACAUCGUGCCUCCGAAGAAGGUUCAGUCCGGUGCGGUGCAGUCCAGUCUGGUCCAGGCCAGCGUGGCCACCAUGCAGAACCCGAUGGGCUGUGAAGUCAAAGCCAACGGCCACUGUCCUCUCCCGCGCCUCUCCAUCUCGUCCCGCUCGGCCAGCAUGGUCACCGGUAUGGACUCUGGAGCGGACGGUUCUGCUCUGCACUCGGUCAUGAAGUGGAAGACGGUCGUGGCCGUGUUUGUGGUGGUGGUGGCAUACCUGGUCUGCGGCGGUCUGGCGUUCCGUGCGCUGGAACAACCCUUCGAGAGUAACCAGAAGGACACCAUCACACAGGAGAAGGCCCUGUUUCUGCAGAGGAACCCCUGCGUUUCUCCAGCUGAGCUCGAGGCCCUCAUCAAGCAUGCAGUAGACGCGGUCAGCGCUGGAGUGAGUCCCAUUGGAGACACGUCCAAUAACUCAAGCCACUGGGAUCUCGGCAGCGCUUUCUUCUUCGCUGGAACCGUCAUCACCACCAUAGGAUAUGGAAACAUCGCUCCCAGCACUGAAGGCGGAAAGAUUUUCUGCAUCCUUUACGCCAUAUUUGGCAUCCCUCUGUUUGGCUUCCUGUUGGCCGGGAUCGGUGAUCAACUCGGGACCAUGUUUAUAAAGAGCAUCCUGAAGGUGGAAAAAGUUUUCAGGCAAAAGCACAAGCAAAUCAGUCAGACCAAAAUCCGCGUCACCUCCACCAUACUCUUCAUCAUCGCUGGCUGCAUCAUUUUUGUCACCAUCCCAGCGGUGAUUUUCAAACACAUCGAGGGAUGGAGUACUUUAGAAGCCAUUUACUUUGUCGUCAUCACUCUCACCACUGUCGGCAUUGGAGAUUAUGUAGCAGGUGGAGAUCGCAAAAUAGAAUACAUGAAAUGGUACAAGCCUCUGGUCUGGUUCUGGAUUUUGGUGGGUCUGGCGUAUUUCGCAGCGGUUCUCAGCAUGAUUGGAGACUGGCUCAGGGUUCUGUCCAAGAAAACAAAAGAGGAGGUCGGAGAGUUUAAGGCCCAUGCGGCAGAAUGGAAGGCAAACGUUCGAGCGGAGUUACGUGAGACACGGCGGCGCCUCAGCGGCGAGAUCCACGACAAACUUCAGCGGGCGGCCACCAUCCGCAGCAUGGAGCGCAGACGUCUGGGUCUGGAGCAGCGCGCGCAUUCACUGGACAUGCUGUCGCCUGAAAAACGGGCUGUCUUUGCCAGUCUGGAUGUCGGGCGCUUUAAGACGUCCUCGCAGGAGAGCAUCAACACUAAACUGAACAACCUGCGACUGAAGGCGGAGUGUGGCGGACAGGAGGCGUCCUCCGAGGAAAACUUCCUCAACCGCUUCGGUUCGCUCACCAAACUGGCCAAACGCAACAGGAGUAAAGAUGUCUGCAGGAACAUCCCAGAGGAUGCAAACAAUGUAGGUGACAGUAACAGCAGCAACGUCACACUGGGAGAGGAGAGAAGAGAGGAUGAGGAGGAGGAAGAAGUGGAGGAAGAGAAAAUGGCGAAGGAGGCGAACACCAGCUUCACGUGUCUGCCUCACUAUUCUGAGGAUCCCAAACAGCAGAAUGGUUUCGCACCGGCCCAGGUCAAAGAACAAGAGCGAAAUAAAAGACUCGAGCAGAAAGAACAUCAACCGUAGGCAGACAAUGACAACAUGCACGGGAAGGCAACUGACUGAUGUCAGAACAUGUGCCUUUCUGUUUUGUAAGCUGCGGCUCGACUCGUAACGAAGAACCGCAGUUGAUUUUCACUGUGACAAAUGACAAGUUGCCAAAAAUGUGAUAAGAGCUCAAGGAAUACAGACUGACAUCACUUUAUAGGGACAGUUCACCAAAAAUGUGGACAUUCUGUCAUUGUUUACUCACCCGCAUGUUGUUCCAAACAUUCCUGACUUUCUUUUUUCAAUGGAGCUCCAAAAAUGACAAAAAAACACCAUAAAAGUAGUCUAUAUAACUCAUGUGCCAUAAAGUUUUUUUUUUCUUUUGGAGCUUACAAUUAAUUAUUUCAUAUUAUCAUUAAUAUGAAAAAGAGCUCUCUGGACAUACUGCAAUCUAUCGGCUUUAGUCAGAAAUUUAUGGAAGCUUGUUUCUGCCAUGAAAUAAAAAUGAAAUAAAAAGGUAACUGCGAGUU